This is a messenger RNA of Pyrgilauda ruficollis (rufous-necked snowfinch), 513 nucleotides long. RefSeq names its product SH2 domain containing 1B (gene SH2D1B). The record is from RefSeq and is a predicted model, not a curated record. The transcript has 4 exons. Bases 1 to 513 code for a protein of 170 amino acids. NCBI's taxonomy places the organism in Eukaryota, Metazoa, Chordata, Aves, Passeriformes, Passeridae.
AUGUCCACAGGCAGCUGCCUUUGGAACAAGGUUUCUUCUCAUGCCAGGCUUCUGACUUGCUCUAGAAUUGCUUUGAAAGGCAAGCUACCUUGUUUUCUUUGGCCCAUGGAAUUCCCAUUUUUUCAUGGAAAGAUAACAAGAAAAACCUGUGAAGAGCUGCUGAGCGAGAAGAAAAAGAAUGGCAGCUACUUAAUACGGGAGAGUGAGAGUGUGGAAGGAGCCUUGUGUCUCUGUGUUUUCUUUGAGGACCUUAUCUACACUUACCGUAUCUUCAGAGAACACCAAGGGUAUUUUAGAAUACAGACUUCUGAAGGUGUUCCAGAGAGGACCUUCAAAACAUUAAAGGACUUAAUAUACGCUUUUGAAAAGCCAAAUCAAGGACUGAUAAUAAACCUGCGCUACCCAGUGAAGAAACCAAAAGCCUUGCAAAGAAGCCAGAGGUUCAAGUCAGGAAUGGACAAUAUUUAUGAUGAAGCUGAUGACAGCGGCGAUUAUGUCGAUGUCUUACCCUGA